AUGGUUCUGCCCUUGCUGCACCCGCAGGCCUUCUGCGAGGAGAGCUCGCUGGACCCGGACAGGCUCGGCCUCGGAGACAAGGACUACCUGGCCCCCCAGCUCGCGUCGCUGGACCGGCUGCACCGGCAGUACUCCUCCCUUGCGCAGCCGGUGCCAACGCCAGCGCGCGCCCAGGAGAUGCGGGAGCGCUUGAGUGAGGCUGGCAGAAGAGUAAUGCAUGAUCUCUUCCCAGUCAAGAAGAAGCGGCGAUCCUUGUUGGCCGAGCGGAUGCGCCUGCGAGUGGACGCGGUAGAUUCAGGUACGAACGAGAGGCUGGAGGAAGUCAAAGAGGAGCCAGCGAAUAGCCAGAAUGUGCAUCGGAGGCGUAGGAACGACCUAGCGUGCGAGAACAACGACCCCGGCGAGAUGCGUAGACUACGUAUCGAGUGCCAGCGGAAUGGGGGAGGGCCAAAGAAGAGGUAUUAUUUUCCGGCGCGCUUGGUGGCGCAUGAAGGAGUGGCUCGCGAUGUGGGCUUGGCUGCGGCGCCGCUGGACUUACUGGACUUAGAGGGGCAUGAUAAGGAGCGCGAUGAGAUGGCCGCCGAGAAGAUGCCGCUCCCACUGGGUGGAGAUUUGAGGGCGCAGGUUGAAAGGGGCAAGCGGGGCAAGCUGAAGCACUGCGAGAAAGCUGGCAGAAGGAGGGCUGUUCCCCCCAUGGGGCGUCCCAGUGGAACUCACUUGGGUGAUUUGGAUCCAGCGGUCAACGUGGAGGGCCCAGAGCUGCUGGGCAGCAAGCUGGACGGGGAUGCGCAAUGGAGAGCGAGGCAGGGAGGGAUCAGCACCAUUGCCAGUACCGACGACUGCGCCAACGCCUUCGCGAGCACGAAGCGACGCCUCCUGCUGGCCUCAGCCUUUGCUGCGGCGCGCAGAUGGGAUUUCAUUCGGUGCCCGCGGCAGUUUAUGACACUUGCGAUAUCUACGUGGGACAAUGGCGCCAAGCGCCUUGAGCGCAAGUUGGCCAUUGGGCGGUGGGGCCUCAACCCAGUCGAGACCGACCGCCCGACGGAGUUCCGCGCCAGCUCCAACGGGAAGGGCGGCUCGCAGGCGCGCCGAUGA
Messenger RNA from Prorocentrum cordatum, 1095 nucleotides. The record is from the annotation of a GenBank genome assembly. NCBI's taxonomy places the organism in Eukaryota, Dinophyceae, Prorocentrales, Prorocentraceae.